Molecule: messenger RNA, 2630 nt
Organism: Spodoptera exigua (beet armyworm)
Lineage: Eukaryota; Metazoa; Arthropoda; Insecta; Lepidoptera; Noctuidae
Source: the annotation of a GenBank genome assembly
ACCAAGAGCAAAAAACGAAAUGGUUGAAAGCCAUAGGACGGCCAAAUUGGAGGCCUGCUAAUCAUGCGCGCAUUUGCAGUGCACAUUUUAAUUAUGAUCAAAUUAACUACGAUGGCUGCAGAAUAAGGAUCAAAGAUGAUGCUGUUCCUGUUAAUUUAUUACCCCCCAACUCCAAUUUUGAGGCGUCUAAUGUGGAAGCUUGUAGGAUUUGUUUGGCCACAGACAUCAAAAUGUACAGCCUAAAAGGGUCACCACUUGGAACCUGUAUGGAGACUAUAGCUGGAGUUCAUAAAAAUGGAAUUUGUUUGGAUGGUCUACCACAAUACAUCUGCUACCAAUGUGCACCAAUCUUGAUGAAUUGCCAUAAACUUAUAGAGAAAUGUAUGUUUUCUCAAACUGUGCUACUGGAUAUAUUCGUUAAGAACGGACAGAUCACAAAAAGUCUUAUAGAAGAAAAAAAUAAAACAACAGAUUCAAUAUCUGCAUCCGCUAGUACGGAAGAAUUGAACAAUUAUUUGGUAAAGUGUGAUGAGAUCAAUUCAUCACCAUUCACUCCGGACUACUGUGAUAUUUAUUUUAAGGAUGAAAAUACUAAUCACAUUGAUUCAAGAAGUUAUACCAUCCUAGGUGCAAAUUGUAAAGUUGAAACGGAUGGAGAGGAAUUUUGUGAAAAUUUUGAUUUAGAAGAUGAUGGAACAAGUUUGGUUCAAUCAAUCGGAAGUUCGAAAGCAAAUAUGGGUGAGGAUAAAAAGAUUAAAUCUAAGAAAUAUACAAAGAAAGAAGUGACGACGCCAAAAAAAAGCAAAGGACUUACACCAGAUGAGAGUAGUAUGCUGAAAUAUUUUGAUAUUGUACAAUUAUCGUUACAAGAACAGAUAGAAGAAUGGCAGAAGAGUGCUAUCCGUCGCACCCUGACCAGCGAAACGGUGUACCAAUGUAAAAUAUGUAAGAAAACAUUUGCCAACUCCAACUCCUACCAACUUCACAUUAAUUAUCAUGAUCCGGGUUUGGGCCAAUAUGAAUGUCCGGUGUGCAAACUUCGCUUUAAGAGCGCAACGUUGUCGGCUGCACAUAGGAAACGAGCGCACAGUAAGAAAUUCUUCUGCAAAACGUGCCCCAAGUCUUUUAAUAACGUCAACGUGGCCAAGAAGCACAGUCGUUGGCACUCGGGCUACGAGUACAGAUGUCCCCGCUGUGCGUUUGUGUCGGUGCACGAGUCAGCGCUGUGUGCACACAGACGGCGCGUGCACGGGCCCGCGCACGGCUGUGUGCACUGCGGCCGGCACUACUCCACCGCCAGGGGACUCAGCGCGCAUAAACACGCUGCGCAUGCGCAGGCUGACGACAAGGAUAUUAGCAAGGAGUAUCGCUGUGAAGAGUGUAACAUCAACUUCGCGUCAGAGGGCGCUAGGCGAGUGCAUCUACUCACCUCUAGCCAACACAAGAACAAAUCUAGUUUAUGCGAUUCAACAACCGAUCCCAUUCUGCGGAAUUGUUGCAAUAAGUGCGGUGUGGAAUGUAAUUCUUUCAAGGAUCUCUUGGUACAUAUGAGAUCGUCGCACCCUCGGUCGCGACGAUCUGAUCAACCCUGGAAGGGAGACACUCCAUAUCCAUUAGAUUGUGAGUUGUGCGGUGAAAGGAUAUCAUGUCGCAAGAAGCACUGGUUCCAUGUACGCAGACGACAUCCUAUGCACGUGGACUCGUACCAACCAAUUAUAACUGUCAUCUGUGAUACCUGCGGGAAAGGAUUCCAGAAUUCCACGAAGUUACGGAUCCACCAGUUACGUCACAGCACUCCCAAGGUACGGUGUGCGCAUUGCCCACGACUGUUCUACGACAAAUACGCCCUCAACAGACAUGCGCAGACGCAUAGUGAAGACAAACCACACCAGUGCCGCACUUGUGGGAGGGCAUUCAAACUGCUUAGUAACUUGGAAAGACAUGCCAGGUUACGAAACCAUUUGGUUGUGGUACAUGUGUGUGCGGUCUCAACUAUCUCAACAAUGGAGAACCUUGAUCUCAGCAAUAACAAAAACGUGUCUCUAAGUUUGAUAGCAGAGUACGGGGCUUCAGAUUCUGAUUCGGACGAUACAGAGACCCGUUCGAAUGAUAAUAAUACAGAUUCUGAUGCCACAUAUCUCACUGAGAUGGUGUUAAAAAAUAACAUAAUUAACGCUUAUGCUCACGGGCCAUUGUCGAGGCAGAGUGCUCGAGACGAUGCGGAUGUAAGUAGACACAUGAUAAUCGACAGUGUUGAGAGUGGUGUGGUGGAGUAUGAGGUGACGGAGUACCGUGAUGUGGACACUGACUCCGAUAACGAGUCCUCGAGCGACUCCAGCGAUAGUGAUGUCGACUCUGUGAAGGACAUUGAAGAGGUUUCCAGUGGUGAUGAAGCAGAAAACAACCCCAGAACAGGAAAGCCAGAGCCUCCAAAGGUGAAUGGUGAAAUGGGCCUGGAUGACUUGCCCCCUAUAGAAGAUCUUGCCAUCAGUCUGCCAGCCCAAGAUACCACUAAGAUCGGAACCAUUGUCAGCAUAGUUGAUAGAUUAGCAGACUGCCCUACUGUCUUCCGAAUCGAUAACUCCAAUUUUACUUUUCGCGAAUCGGAAAUAGUAGCGCUGCAAUUUUAA